This is a messenger RNA of Eimeria tenella, 879 nucleotides long. RefSeq lists its product as uncharacterized. The record is from RefSeq and is a predicted model, not a curated record. NCBI's taxonomy places the organism in Eukaryota, Apicomplexa, Conoidasida, Eucoccidiorida, Eimeriidae. The transcript has 3 exons.
CUGAACGAGACGAUUCUGCGGAAGACGAGUCUGGUGCUGCUGGGGCUUUCUGCGCCUCUGGGGCUGGUCUUGGCUUUGGGCCUUUCGCAGUUGAACUUUCUGCAGUGGCUGGCGCUGGCUUUGGGGGUUUUGUUUCUCGUGGGCUUUGCAGUAUCGCUCGGCCGGCUCAAGGAGCUGUGGGAAGAAGCCCAUUAUAUGGGAUUUCUGCACCCAUUUGACGUGGGAGAUAUUGUGUCUGUGAAGGAGGCCCUCCCUGCUGCAGUGGACUCUGCAGCAGCACUGUCGCUGUCUUCUGCUGCUGCUGCUUCUGUUCCUGCUGCUGGACUUCCCUCGGCGCUCGCGGCUGCCGCCUCAGCAGGUAAAGCGCCAACAACUGCAGCAGCAGCAGCAGCCGCAGGAACGCUGGUCCUCUACAGGGCGAGAUGCGUUGCCGUUGGCCUACAUGCAUGCAUCUUUGAGGUUGGAGAAGAUGGCACAGAGAUGGAAGUUCCUGUGCGGCUGCUGAAGCACAAGGCAAUAUCGAAUGACAGCCGCAAGCCGCCCCACGCCAAAGUACAGGUGGAGUUCUUCAUGCGCAAGGAACAUGCACAGCCCGAGACCCUCACGGUCCGCCCCAGAGUCCCCGGCCUCCAUUCGCUGGCUGCUGCUGCUGCUGCUGCUGCUUUGAUUGCCGCAGAUGAUAGUUUGGCUGCUGCUGGUGCUGUUUUGGCUACUGCUGCUUCUAUUGCUGUUGCGGCUGCUGCAGCUGCUGCUGUUUUGUCUGCUGCUGCUGCUGCAGUUCUGGCUGCUGCUGCUGCUGCUGCUGCUGCUGCUGCUGCUGCUGCUGCACCUCGCAGCAACCCAUGUACCUACUUCAGUACAGGAGCCUUGUGCCCUUAA